AUGGCGUCUCCUCAGCUCUCAAACAAUGAUUCCAGCCGAUCUGCUAUCAGCAGCCAAAAGGGAGUACAAGAUGGAAACUCUCCGCUUCCACUUCUUGGGAUACCCGGGGAAACGGUCCCACCUCCAUCUCCUGGUGUGCUCAGGAUGCUUAAAACCACGACAGAGCUUGGAGAUAUCGAAUCAUUAGCUAUGUAUGGGAAGAACCACACCCAUAAAGUCUCACAAUUUCCUCGAGAACCCCGAUCACUGCCCAAAAUGCCGCGUCCUGCUGGGGGAAAUGUCUAUGCUCCUCGCCCCUACUCUCCCUCCAGCGCACCUACGUAUCCUGUUUCCCAGCGAACGACACCGUCCAGUCAAGGUUCGUCUCAUAAUACCGGCAAAAGAGGUCAAAAAUUCUCCCGCGUCCAGAGCAGACAUCGCCGUAGAUCUUACUCAUUGACGCAGGCCCCAAAAUCACAAACUGGGAACAGAGGAUAUAGUAACCUUGUCUAUCCUGGCAAAUACAGUGGGCCGAUUCGCCCCCGCCAUCUUCUCGGCCGUCCAACCCAACUCGAACGCUUCGGGUACCGUCCCUCUUCGCCCUCUCUCAGCGAAUUUACAGCUUCUUCUCAGAAGACAAGGAACUUUCCUGAUGGUAAAGCGACCCACAAAGGCUUGACAGGUGCGGCACUGCCAAUUCAGAGACAAGCUCCUGGCGGAAACAAGCACUUUGGAGUGUCACGGAUACCAAGGCUAGUUAAGGGAGCAACGCAAUAUGAGAAGUUUAGACCUCUCCCACAGCCGUAUAUAAGGUCUACGGCUCGCCAUGAGGUUGCUUUCUAUGAAUCCAGCCGGUACCAUCCUGUCAACGCUCGAUCCGUUGAACCCGUAGGCUUUCUACUCGCUCAUGAUAAUGUUGUACCACCCCCGCUCUUCUAUGAUUACAGCGAGCGCUUCGAAGAAGACCGCCGAUAUCUGACGGGUAUGUCGACACCUUCAUACACCUCAGGAUCUGCUGAUCAAGCCGUCGACGAGAGUAAAACGUCAAGCACCUCGGAAAGGGUAUACUGUGACAGUGAGGAGAGCUCACCGGUGGCAGAAUUGUCAGCAGAGAAAAUCGAGUCAUCAGAAGAAGAGCAAGCUGAUUUCUUGGCAAGCUCGGCCUAUUUGAGCGCCCUUUUAUCUGAAAAUGAUAAUGAUGUUGAAUCAAAGAAAAUUGAAAUUGAGGAGCCAAUACAGACAAAAGAAGCUGCUCAGAAAACGUCCAACUCAGAUGCAAAGCCUACCUCUAGGUCUGACCUAGGCGAAAGGCGCCGUCAAUGGAGGCGUCGGCAGGCUCUUUCCCAUUUGCCUCGGCUGGAAAGAGGUCGUCUAUUUAGUCAAGCCUCGUCUCAGGGAUCUUGUUCCAUGCGGCGACCGAAAUCAUCAAUCUCCUGGCAUGAAGAAGACCGAAAUGCAAUCACUUGGGCAAAUCUGGAGCAGCUGACGAGGCGAAGUCGCUCAGUUUCCAAGCCGUAUUGGAGGCUGCCAUCAGUAGAUAUACUUCAAUUGAAGGACCGGCGACGUCCAUCAGAAGCUGGGGAGCUAAUCCACCUACGACCCCGGAGUUCAUCUAAAGCUUCGACGGCGAAACGCGUAUCAUUUGACGUACCGCUCUGUCGUCCGCACUUCCAGGAGGAUGAAAACUUGGACGACCCGAUAUUGUCCAGGAAGCUAGGAUUUGCUCAUACGAGCCGAAGUGCUCUCGAUCCCACCAAAGCUGAGAGCGAUCCGGUUUCAGGAAUUGCGAAGGCCACACUGGAUGCCGAGAAAUCCUCCCUUGUCCAACGGGGAUCAAACAAUGCAUUGCGGUCAAACGAGAUGGACGAUCAUUCAGAAACACAAAAACCAACAUUUUAUGCACUAGAGAAUGCGAUAUGUAAAGUAAAUGCGUCACAUUCACGGAUCGAGGAAAAUAAUAAAGUGAAGGAAAUCCCGAGCCUACAAGACACCUUAAGCUCACCGCCACCUGUUUCUUGUGCAGCAGCUCCAGUAACCUUAACAACACACUCAUCCACUACGCCUGAAACAGGCUUUAUUGCUGUGCCGCAGCAGCUGGAGGAAAGUGCUCAAAUGCCAUUUGCGGCCGAGCUAGUUGCCAAAAUGGAGGCGACACUCCGAAGUUGUGAACCGUCCGCCGACAUCAUUGGUGAACGGAGUCGAGGGGACGCUACGAACAGCCUUUCAUCAAUUGACGUACGAUCCAAUUCGCCACCGGAGUCUCGGCCUUGGAAUCUCGAUGAAAGCUAUCCUUGGAGCUCUGACGGACCGACCAUGGAAGUAACUCUCUCAGCGCCAAGCCCAGUGUCAAAGCCCAGAGAUGAACAGCCAAAAGAGAAAAGCAAAGUAGUAAGAUCAGCGGCUUCAACAGAUGAUGUUUUUCGACAGCAUAGAAGAGAUCUAUCUCGCCCUCACACCUCGGAUCAGGAAAUGCCAACUUUAAUGGAGUUUUUGAGGAGCAACGCUGCAGAUGAGAGCCCGCAGAACUUUAGUCUCUUUGAAAAUUUCCAGAGGAGGCUUGCCCUAAACAGCUCAGAUGCAGACACUAUAUCCAGUGGAGGAGCAUGGGGGACGCUCGGAAGGCCCGUCAGUCGAGCUCACAGUCCAGGUGAUCGCUAUCCUACCACUGGCUUGGCGGCUCCUUCACCGCCGCUCAACAUAGAAGACGUUCGCAGUUUCUUCUCGGACGAUAGCUCACAAAUCGAACCUAGAAAUAGUCUAAAAAAGAGAAUUACUCACCUUCGAGCGAAGCUACCAACUUCCAGAUCCCAAUCUACAGACGACAUUCGAGGAUAUGACCGCACGAAUACUCUUCUUCAUCCUCUAGCGUCAAGGUCUUCUGCUGGUGCCGCAACAACUGGCCAUGGCCCAGUAACAAUCAUGUACGCGUACGAUGGCACAGUCGGCAUGUCGAAUGUUGAAUACAGAGCCAAAAAGGCGAUUGGGCGUUUGAAGUUUUGGUGGCACCGAGGUGGGGAGAUUGUUCGUGAGCUUCGAGGCACAAAGUCCAGGCCGAUGGAUAACAACAUGUUGCUGGACAUGGGAGCCUGA
This is a messenger RNA of Xylona heveae TC161, 3069 nucleotides long. RefSeq lists its product as hypothetical. Lineage: Eukaryota; Fungi; Ascomycota; Xylonomycetes; Xylonales; Xylonaceae. The record is from RefSeq and is a predicted model, not a curated record. Bases 1 to 3069 code for a protein of 1022 amino acids. The transcript has a single exon.